This is a messenger RNA of Pieris macdunnoughi, 840 nucleotides long. NCBI's taxonomy places the organism in Eukaryota, Metazoa, Arthropoda, Insecta, Lepidoptera, Pieridae. The record is from the annotation of a GenBank genome assembly.
AUGUCUGAAAGGUUAAAAAGUGACUUAUCAAAUGAAGAAGUGAUUGAAGAUUUAACAAAGAAUUUAGAUUUUUCGCUACGAUCAAAUGAUAUUGACGAUAAUAAUAUCAUAAAUCCAGAAUCUAAAAGCGAUAAUCACAAUGCAAAAGGUGACAGAAAUGAAACUAAUAAAGCAGAAUUCACAGACAUUCCAUUGGAUGAGCCUGAAAAUUCUAAAAACUUUCAAAGUGAAGAUGAAGACAGCGAUACAGAUGUUGAUGAACUCUCAUUAAAAGAUGUAGAAAUGGAUCUUACAGAAGACCAAAAGGAAGAGAGGAGAGUUAUCGCUGAAGAGCUGAAGCUUGUCGGCAAUGAUGCUUUCAAAGUUGGAGACUAUGACAGGAGUAUAGAGAAAUAUACUGAAGGUUUACGGAUUUGUCCAUUAAAAUUCCCAGAAACGCGUGGAAUAUUAUACUGUAAUAGGAGUGCGGCCAAAAUUAAAAUGGAAAAUCACAAAAAGGCAAUAAAAGACUGUACCAAAGCGAUUGAGUUAAAAGAAAAUUACUUGAAGGCAUAUUUAAGGCGAGCUAUAUCAUAUGAAGCAACGGACAAAUUUGACGAAAGUCUGGAAGAUUUUAAGAAGGUAUUAGAAUUGGAUCCCUCGAACGCAAAUGCUAAAAGCGCGUUGGAUCGAUUACCGCCCAAGAUAGAGAAGAGGAAUGAGGAAUUGAAAACGGAGGUGAUGGGAAAACUAAAGGACUUGGGUAAUAUGAUAUUGCGACCUUUCGGCUUAUCCACGGAAAACUUUAAGCUUGAGCAGGAUCCCGAAUCUAAAGGAUAUAAAAUUAAUUUUAAGCAAUAA